Laccaria bicolor S238N-H82 is the source of this 1446-nucleotide messenger RNA. RefSeq lists its product as uncharacterized. The record is from RefSeq and is a predicted model, not a curated record. NCBI's taxonomy places the organism in Eukaryota, Fungi, Basidiomycota, Agaricomycetes, Agaricales, Hydnangiaceae. The transcript has 6 exons. Gene Ontology annotation, molecular function: protein dimerization activity. The coding region runs from base 1 to 1185 and encodes 394 amino acids.
AUGGGUAGUUUGAGUGGGAUGGCGCAUGCUGGUAGUCCAUUGAGUACUUCUUCGGGGGAAUGGGUGGUAUUCGGCUGGGCAGAGUCAGAGCUCUGCCUCGGAAUAUUCACUCCUCACACCCAACGACCAUCAUCAACAAUACACCCCUUUCGUGCUUUCCUCAUCUCCAGACAUGCAUCACCAUCUCCCGCCUUUGCACCACCAUUCCCACCAGCACGCGCAUUCGCAUUCGCACUUGCUGCCGAAGGGCUCCCACCGCCUUCCCCUGGGGUCGCACACAGCAAUAGGGACAACAACAGCAGCAGGGAGGACAACAGCCAGCAGGUGACAAACAAGCCUUACUGGCUAACAAGAAACGAAGGAGGCGGGAGAGCCAUAAUGCUGUUGAGCGAUGACAGAGGGAUAAUAUUAAUGAGAAGAUUAUCUAUGUUGGAUGUUGGCGGUCCAAAUGGAACCGGAAACGGAAACGGCAACGCCUCUUCCCCAUCCGCCGCUUCCCCAGGCGCAAGCGGCGGCGGGAUCAUGUCAAACGGUCUCCCAGACCCAGAUUCGCAGCUGACACCCGUGGACGUGUUGAAUGGGCUUAACAAUCCUAAUCCAAGUGCGAAUGGAUUGAACGGGACGCCGACCAGGAAAGAUUCAUUGGGUGAGGAAGGUGUGGGACAGCAGCAAGGGGGGGAUGGGGGUGUUGUCAAGGCGAAUAAGGGGAUGAUUUUGAGGAAGAGUGUUGAGUAUAUUAGGUACCUACAACAACUCGUAACAGCACAAGGCGCACGCAACCGCGAGCUCGAACAAGAACUCAAAACCUACCGCCGACGAUCACGCAGCUCUUCAAGCAUGGAACCACCGCUUUCGGACUCGACUCCAACGGCUGGGGGGGACGGCAGCAAUAUGAUCCUUCACGACGAGCUACACCACUUCCAUCAUGGGCAUGGGCAUAUGGGAAGACUGCCGAGCAUGCCGGAGGAGGGAGGGGACGACGGGGAUGAUCUUAUGAUGGGGCUUGAGGAUGACAUGGGGCUGGGCGGGAUGGGUAUGGGGAAGGGGAGUUUGAGCCCUGAUUCGAUGGAGGGUGAACGGGAGGAGCAGGGUGGGGAGGGGUUGGUGGAGGAGAGGGGGAGGACAAGGGGUGUUAGGGGGUUGAAGGCUGAGGUGCAGAGUGAUGAUUCGUUGUUGGGGAUGUGAAGCUUGUUUUCUCUUUUUUUCUCGCAUCCCGAUGGAUAUGCUUUGCCUUUUUUUCUCCUCCUUAUUUCGUUGUGCGGUUCCCUCCUGGCUUUGGUGCUUUGAACCUUCCCCCACUCCCCCUUUUUUCGUGAUGGCGAUAUCUAUUACUUAUGCUUGCUGCUGCUCUAUACCCCGACACCGACCCGACAUGCUUGAAGAUCAACCCAAACCCAUACGAUAAUCCAUGGUGCCCCCUCUCCCCCGCCCACAUCAACUUGGAAC